AAAAAAAAGGAAAAGCUGAAACUGGGCUCCGGAGCCUCCGGUUCAGGGUAGGCCAGCCACAUGCAGAUGCAGUGCUGCAGUCGGGCAACUGAAACGGGGCGGAGACUUCGCCGAGGCCGAGCCGGCGAGCGCUCGGUUUCUUCUCGUCUCGAGAGAGAACCCAGAGAGAGAAAGGGGGAGCGAGCUCUGAGAUGGGGAACAUCUGCGGCGGGAAGGAUCGGGUGGCCGAGGAUUUCAGGCCGUCUAGCCCAGGGACGACAAUGACCUCCAAGACGAGCGGCAGCCUAACCACCAGCCAGAGCACCACAGGGAAGCUCUCCUCCGUGAGCAGCGGCUUCAUGGCGUCCGCCGGCAGCCGCAGCACCAGCGGCGGGUUCGUCGACGAGGGGGCCAAGUACCCCGACGGCCAGAUCCUGGAGGCUCCCAACCUCCGCACCUUCACAUUCAUGGAGCUCAAGACGGCCACCAAGAACUUUAGGCCUGACAGCGUGCUCGGUGAAGGCGGGUUCGGCAGAGUCUACAAAGGUUGGGUGGAUGAGAAGACCAUGGCCCCGACCAGGAACGGCACCGGCAUGGUUGUUGCCGUCAAGAAGCUCAACUCGGAGAGCAUGCAGGGUUAUGAAGAAUGGCAGUCGGAGAUAAAUUUUCUAGGAAGGCUCUCCCAUCCGAACCUAGUGAAGCUCUUGGGCUACUGCUGGGAGGACAAGGAACUUCUUCUCGUCUAUGAAUUCAUGGCCAAAGGGAGCUUGGAAAACCAUCUAUUCAGGAGAGGAUGCGCCCCACUGUCUUGGGAACUGAGGCUGAAGAUAUCCAUUGGUGCAGCUCGAGGGCUUGCAUUCUUGCAUGCAUCAGAAAAGCAAGUAAUCUACCGUGAUUUCAAAGCGUCUAACAUCCUUUUAGAUGCGAACUAUAACGCAAAGCUCUCUGAUUUUGGCCUUGCCAAGCUUGGACCAACUGGUAGCAACUCACAUAUCACAACCAGGGUGAUGGGAACAUAUGGCUAUGCAGCUCCAGAGUACGUAGCAACCGGCCAUUUGUACGUGAAGAGCGACGUGUACGGCUUCGGCGUGGUGAUGCUGGAGAUGCUGUCGGGGCAGCGGGCGCUGGACCCGAACCGUCCGAGCGGGCAGCUGAGCCUGGCCGACUGGGCCAAGCCGUACCUGGCCGACCGCCGGAAGCUGGCGCGGCUCAUGGACCCACGGUUCGAGGGGCAGUACAACUCGAAGCAGGCGUUCCAGGCGGCGCAGCUGACGCUCAACUGCCUGGCCGGCGAGCCCCGGAGCCGGCCGUCGAUGAAGGAGGUGGUGGAGACGCUGGAGCACAUCGAGUCGAUGAAGAGCCGGGCGCGGGACGCACGUGGCGGCGGCAGCGGCUCCACUCGGGACAGGCACCACGGCCGCACCGGCGCGGCGCACCAGCGGUCGCCGCGCGCCGGUGGCGAGCCCCGCGGCCGUGGCGCGUCCAGGGCCUCCAAUGGCCACGCCGGCAGGGCCGCGCGGUGACACUACUCACUCCGGCGGUGACGGAUGAUGACGAUUCUUCUUCUUCAUGUAAAUGGCGUAAUUUUUUUUUUGGCCGAUCUGUGUGCUGCUCAAUGUUCAUGCAUGCCCGCUGCUGCCAUGGCUCAUCGCUCAUGACUCAUGAGGUGAUUCUUGCCCAAUCAUGAUGAGGUGUAUUAUUAAGAUUAAUUAACAAGGAAUUCAAGAGGGGAUGGUGGUUGUUGUAGCCAAUAUAUAUAGUCCAAUAGUAGAAAACUAGAAAUAGGAGAAAGGAAUAAUUCAUUCAAAAUGUAUUUUCGCAAAACAGAAAGGAAAAGGGAUAGGUUUUUGUGUACGUAUGUGAUGUUGUUUUUUCCAUGAACCUUGGAAAAGGACGCGGAGUUUAUACUUGAA
Molecule: messenger RNA, 1892 nt
Organism: Sorghum bicolor (sorghum)
Lineage: Eukaryota; Viridiplantae; Streptophyta; Magnoliopsida; Poales; Poaceae
Product: probable serine/threonine-protein kinase PIX13
Exons: 7
Coding region: 192-1502 (436 amino acids)
Biological process (GO): protein phosphorylation
Molecular function (GO): protein kinase activity; ATP binding
Source: RefSeq, a predicted model, not a curated record